Blastomyces dermatitidis ER-3 is the source of this 1366-nucleotide messenger RNA. RefSeq lists its product as uncharacterized. The record is from RefSeq and is a predicted model, not a curated record. Lineage: Eukaryota; Fungi; Ascomycota; Eurotiomycetes; Onygenales; Ajellomycetaceae. Bases 101 to 496 code for a protein of 131 amino acids. The transcript has a single exon.
CUCAUCACCAUCAUUAUUAUUAUUCUAUUAUCAUUAUUACUAGUACAACUAACCCUGCUCCCUCCAGCAUAAAAAGACACGCGACUCGUCCCCCGUUUUUAUGACGCGAUUUUAUUUUAUUACGUUUAUUUUACUAUCGUUGGUUAGUAGUGGAAGAAUCCGAACCCACUCAGGGGUUUGUUUCUCCCUUUGCACUCUCUGGUCCUUCCUCCUUCUCCUUCUCCUUUCCCUUUUCUUUUCUUUUGCUCUUCGACUCUUCUCUGGCCGCUUCUCCGAGUCCGAUGUGGGGAUAAACCAAGCCAUGCUUCAUAUGGCGCCGCCCCAAAAUUUCCACACCAUCUAUCUCAUCAUCAACAAGCCAAAGCGCAAUUGCCCAAUAGUCAAACCCCUAGCUUGGCGGGACGGAGAGUCUAAAUCUAUCCCUGGUAUUGUAUUGUUAUUAUUAUUGGUCCUGUCAGGAUACAGUCUGUCAUAUGAGCCUGUCACGUAUGGAUAAAUGAACACUCUGAAAUAGACUUAUACGGGCAAAAUCCGUCACCAGCAUCUUUAUAAGUAAAUAUCUGUCAGGAAAAAGAGGUUAUACACUACUGAACGCCACCAACAUCGUAUUACUACUAUAUUUCUCAUCAUCAUCAGCUUACUACAAUGCUCGUCUAAUACUCGCUUAUGCUAGCUCUCUUGGCUCGCACAUAUAUUUUACUAUAAAUAGCUCUAUCUUUUGUAUGAAAUAGAUAUAUUAGAUAGUGUACAGAUAAUAUAACAAGCAGAUCUUGAUACACAUAAGAUUCAUAUGUCUUCAACAUAUUCAUCCGUGACACCCAUUCCGACAGUUAUGAGCCCGGUAAGCAGCAUCUGAAGAGAAGUGCAAUACACCGAUCCCAAUCCUCAUUUGAACUGAUAACUAUCAUUCAAACUGAGACAAUUGAUCCUCAUUCGUAUACAGUCCGAUCUACUCAACCGUUAUACACUGAAUCCCGGUAAGCAGCAUCUGAAGAGAAGCGCGAUACACUGAUCCCAAUCCUCAUUCGAAUUAGAUAACUAUCAUUCGAACUGAGACGAUUAUACACAAUCCCAAUCCUCAUUCAAACUGAUAACUAUCAUUUGAACUGAGAUGAUUGAUUCUCACACAUAUACAUUCCGAAAUACUUGACUGUUAUACACCCCGAAUUCUGAUCAUAUUCUCAAAUACUUGAACCAAUUCCACAAUCAAUUCAAUAUAACCGAUAUGACAGACAAGACAAUGUCUAGUGCAACAGUACACCUUAGCAUUCCUGGAGAUUGGAACUUUGGUACAAGCAUAUGCUGGGAUAUGCAAAGGACAAGAAGAUAUCAGACUUCAUCAACCUUGAUAAACCUGAUAUCUUCU